UGGGCGCGACGUCGGCGGCGGCGGCGGCGGCGGCGGCAGCUGCAAGUUGGGCUGCAGGGGCAGCGCAUACACUACAAUGGCUGCUGGAAAGAGGCGUAAGGAAACAAUUUCCAGGCCCGCCGCGUCCAGCCCGAAAUAUGAGAAAAAAAUUAUUAGAAAUUCCGCGGGCGGUGUAAAGGCGGCGGACGGGCCGGAGGGAGGAUGUUAAAGCCCCGCGGUUGCCUCUUGGUGCUGCUUUGGCCGUGUUUGGCACCCAGAAUGCUUCAUUCUAUCAUGGUCUAUUAAUAAGGUUACCUUGCUAGAGUUUGGAGCAGGGGCUCAGAUUGGCCAAAAUGGGAAGGACUGGAUUCCGCUCUCUUCCACGAAGAGUCAGUGGGACUGGCUAAGAUCAAGGUCUGAGGCUUUUUUCCAUCUGUCAUCAGCACCGAUAAUGAAUUGGAACUCUGACACAUGUUUUUACAACCUGAAACACCUUCAUAAUGAUGUAUCCUUGCACAGUCCCUUUUUGCUUUCUUUUACGACCACAUGAAACUUGAGAAGCCACCUAAAGCUAAAUCAUUUAGUGGAGUUGGGCAGUUCCCAAGUGUCCAACAAGAAGGCCUGGUUUAGGCUGCGAUGGCCACUGUCAUUCCUGGUGAUUUGUCAGAAGUAAGAGAUACCCAGAAAGUCCCUUCAGGGAAACGUAAGCGUGGUGAAACCAAACCAAGAAAAAACUUUCCUUGCCAACUGUGUGACAAGGCCUUUAACAGUGUUGAGAAAUUAAAGGUUCACUCCUACUCUCACACAGGAGAGAGGCCCUACAAGUGCAUACAACAAGACUGCACCAAGGCCUUUGUUUCUAAGUACAAAUUACAAAGGCACAUGGCUACUCAUUCUCCUGAGAAAACCCACAAGUGUAAUUAUUGUGAGAAAAUGUUUCACCGCAAAGAUCACCUGAAGAAUCACCUACAUACACAUGACCCUAACAAAGAGACAUUUAAGUGUGAAGAAUGUGGGAAGAACUACAACACCAAGCUUGGAUUCAAACGUCACUUGGCCUUGCAUGCUGCAACAAGUGGUGACCUCACUUGCAAGGUUUGUUUGCAGACUUUUGAAAGCACAGGAGUGCUGCUGGAGCACCUUAAAUCUCAUGCAGGCAAGUCAUCUGGCGGGAUUAAAGAAAAAAAGCACCAGUGCGAGCAUUGUGACCGCCGAUUCUACACCCGGAAAGAUGUCCGGAGACAUAUGGUGGUGCACACUGGAAGAAAGGACUUCCUCUGUCAGUAUUGUGCACAGAGAUUUGGCCGAAAGGAUCACCUGACUCGACAUAUGAAGAAGAGUCACAAUCAAGAACUUCUGAAGGUCAAAACAGAACCAGUGGACUUUCUGGAUCCAUUUACCUGUAAUGUUUCUGUGCCUAUAAAAGAUGAGCUCCUUCCGGUGAUGUCCUUACCUUCCAGUGAACUGUUAUCAAAGCCAUUCACAAACACUUUGCAGUUAAACCUCUAUAACACUCCAUUUCAGUCCAUGCAGAGCUCGGGAUCUGCCCACCAAAUGAUCACAACUUUACCUUUGGGAAUGACAUGCCCAAUAGAUAUGGAUGCUGUUCAUCCUUCUCACCACCUUUCCUUCAAAUACCCAUUCAGUUCUACCUCAUACGCAAUUUCUAUUCCUGAAAAAGAACAGCCAUUAAAGGGGGAAAUUGAGAGUUAUCUGAUGGAGCUACAAGGUGGCGUGCCCUCUUCAUCCCAGGAUUCUCAAGCAUCGUCAUCUAAACUAGGGUUAGAUUCUCAGAUUGGGUCCCUUGAUGAUGGUGCAGGGGACCUCUCCCUGUCAAAAAGCUCUAUUUCCAUCAGUGACCCCCUAAACACACCAGCAUUGGAUUUUUCUCAGUUGUUUAAUUUCAUACCAUUAAAUGGCCCUCCCUAUAAUCCGAUAUCAGUGGGGAGCCUUGGAAUGAGCUAUUCCCAAGAAGAAGCACAUUCUUCUAUGUCUCAGCUCCCCUCACAGACACAGGAUCUUCAGGAUCCUGCAAACACUAUAGGUCUUGGCUCUCUGCACUCUCUGUCAGCAGCUUUCACCAGUAGUUUAAGCACAAGCACCACCCUACCGCGUUUCCAUCAGGCUUUUCAGUAGGACGCCAGGACGUGGGUUUAUUACAGAAACGUAUGUGUAGCCCUGCCUUAGAUGACUCUUUUUAUUUUAGUGCCUACUUUUAGACAGUAUAAAAGUUUCUGCUUUUGUAUAGUACCAAUUUUUAUUAAGCCAGUAUAAAAUAGAAACUAGCUUUGGAACCAUUGGUGUCCAGUUAUGUUUACCUGGGUAUUUCAUCCUAAUUCACUGCCAAUUGUCAUAUUUUAAGGUUAUUUUUCAUAUAGGAAAGCCAUUAUUAGUAGUAAAGUCUUACAAAUCCCACAUUCAAAUUACUUUUUCAUCUUAGAAUUUUUGUUCCAUUACUAAUGGCUCCUCCUUUUGACAUUUGGCUCAUUAAAAAAUUUUGCAAGAGAAUGUAAAUUUUCUGAAAUGUAUAUGAAUAACCAAGAGUUUUUUUAAAUCUUUACUAGCUUCUAAAUGGAUUCAUAAAUCAAAUGUUUCAAAUGAAUUAAGAAUCCAGUUUGGGGAGAUAACUAGUAUUUCUUAGAUCUACAAUAAUUUCAGGUCAGUAUAUUUUGAAGACUUGCUAUUGUCUGGCUCAGAUAUUUGCUGUCUUUAUUGUUCACAUAUAAAGAAAACAAAACCUAAACACAAAGCACCAGUAUUUAUAGCAAAAAGAGAUUCCUAUCAAGGUGAUACCGCACUCCAUGUUACUUAAUAGUUGGCCUUAAAUUAGUACACAGGAUAUUUUGCCACGUUUUAAACUGCUUAAAUUGCUCUCUUUCCAUUUAAUACUAACGUAUAUGGCAUCGGAGUCUUCAAAGUCAGUAUAUAGACAGCUCUCUUUGAUAUUUUCCACCUUUCAAGGCCAAAGGGUGGGUCAAGUGCAGCCAGCAAUUUUAUUUUCAUUGUUAGUCCAGAACCUAGAACCAUUGUGGAACACAGGUAUUAGGUGUAUUUACCCCAGAGUGGACUGUCCCAGGUUAGAUGGUGUGAAAAACAUCCUAAACAGGAAGAUAGAUGCGAAGUAUACAGUUCAACUUGGGGACUUGUCUAGGGGUCAUGCCCCUGUUGCCAGAGUUGGAAACUAGACUGUUUAGGAGUAAAGCAAAAGCCUAUUGCUUAUAUCACUUGUAGCUAAAUUUGAUUACAUUUUCUUUCCCUUAAGAGCCAAAAGCAAAAACAACAGUUUUGCACUAGGGUAUCUUUCUUAUUCAGUGUUAAUUCAUCUUUCCUUGCUAUUUUCAGAUGGAGAAUUUAAAGUGAAAUGCAUUAGAAAACUAUUUGAAGAAUGAUCACAAAGUUUUAAGCAACUAAAAAUAUAUACAGUAAAACCCACUUUUACACAUCUCUGGGAAAUGCGGGGAAUGUUGUAAAUAAGUUGAAUUUUUAGAGGGAGAAAAAGUAAAGUAAAACAAGCACUAUCUUAGUUAAUGUGAAAGUAAUCAAAAAUAUUCUGUUCACUGAAUAAAAUCGUUAUGGGCUUUCCUCAUGUUAGACAACGACCAUAAUCUUCUGAAAGGUCAAAUUAUUAUAUUUUUCUAAUUGUCAGUAGGAACAUCAACUUUUAAAAACAUAUCUAUUAAGCACUUGUUAACACCUUAUUUG
Myotis myotis is the source of this 3681-nucleotide messenger RNA. It is a transcript of the gene PLAG1, whose product is annotated as PLAG1 zinc finger. NCBI's taxonomy places the organism in Eukaryota, Metazoa, Chordata, Mammalia, Chiroptera, Vespertilionidae. Bases 616 to 2115 code for a protein of 499 amino acids. The record is from RefSeq and is a predicted model, not a curated record. The transcript has 6 exons.